This is a messenger RNA of Marchantia polymorpha subsp. ruderalis, 2630 nucleotides long. Lineage: Eukaryota; Viridiplantae; Streptophyta; Marchantiopsida; Marchantiales; Marchantiaceae. The record is from the annotation of a GenBank genome assembly.
GACUAUCUGGGCGUGACGUCAAGUGGACGGCUUGAGUGAGCGAGAGAGUGAGCGAGCGAGUCGGGCUGCCCGAGCAGUCGGAAGUCCGCCUGCGGCUGUGCAGAGACGAAGCGAGGGAGGCGACGAGGUCGAGGACGAGGAGCGGACGAAGGAAGGAUCGAGGGAUGCUAGCGCGGGAGCACGUGCACGAGCGGAGAGCGAAGGCGCGACGGACAGUAGCAAGAUAGCGAGGAGAAUAUUCAUGAAGCAGGAGGUUUGGUGAAUUUUAGAACGAGGUUUGAUUUGAAGAUCUGCGGCGGCGCGUGGAUUUUUUCUUGUAGGGAGCGGGAUGGUGUUUUAAGCGAGGCGGGCAAGAAGAGGGCGGAAGCGCAGUGCGCGAAUUGGAACCGAGCAGAGCAGGGGAGAGUUGGCGAUUCGAUUGGAGGGUAGAUGCUGCAAGUGUCGGACGAGGAAGUGCAAGACGGGCGUUCGAUCAGAUUGUAGUCCUGGAUUCGCAAGGAGACGCGUCGGGGUCGACGGGAGAGCCACAGGGAUUUGCAGCGAAUACUAUGCAUGCGGCGAAGAGCGCCCUGAAGAAACUUGGUAGAAGUAGGCGGAGUGACUCACCGGGGAGGGAGUCUCCGAGAUCGCAAGAUAACAGUGGCUCGUCUAAGGGCUCGCAGAUCUCUCCUAAUUCCGAGCUAGCGACUCUCAAGCCCCUGACACUCCUGUUUUUCCAUUCCCGAAAUGACAAUGUAGAUGCUCUUCAGAAGCUCCUGAAGGAUGACCCGAGUCUCGCCAACAGCAAGGAUUAUGACCUUCGCACUGCCCUUCAUGUGGCCGCCACUUACGGAUGCACGAAGGCCGCCAGAGUGCUGCUUCAAAACAAAGCGGAAGUAAAUGCGCUGGAUCGCUGGCAAACUUCGCCUCUGGCAGAUGCCACAAAUUCUCGCCAUACGGAUUUGAUAAAAUUGCUUACUGAAGCUGGAGGCGAGAUACAUGGAAGUCAUGGCCAGGAAAUGAAAUGUGUAGCACCUCCAACCAUAGCCAAGUCUGAUUGGGAAAUUGAUCCGUCAGAGAUCGACCUUUCCUGCAGCGUCAAGAUUGGCAAGGGUUCAUUUGGUGAAAUCAGAAAACUACAAUGGCGAGGGACACCUGUUGCGGUGAAAACCAUCUUACCAGCACUCUCAGAUGACAAGUUGGUCGUGCAAGACUUCAGACACGAGGUUGAGUUACUUGUGAAGGUGCGCCAUCCAAAUAUUGUUCAGUUCCUGGGCGCUGUAACGAAGAAGCCUCCACUUAUGUUGAUAACGGAGUAUCUACCAGGGGGUGACUUGCAUGUCGUGCUGAAAGAGAAAGGACCAUUGGCCCCGCAUAUAAUCGUGAAGUUUGCUCUUGAUAUUGCAAGAGGUGUUACGUACUUGCACAAUGGGCCCAACACAAUUAUUCACCGAGAUUUGAAACCUCGAAAUGUUCUUCUUGGCGAAUCCAACCAGUUGAAGGUCGGAGACUUCGGACUAAGCAAAUUGAUGAAGAUGACAAAUCUUCAUGAUAUAUACAAAAUGACCGGAGAAACUGGCAGCUAUCGAUAUAUGGCUCCCGAGGUCUUCGAGCAUCGUUCUUAUGACAAAAGUGUAGAUGUAUUUUCGUUCGCAGUCAUCUUAUUUGAGAUGUUUGAAGGAUCUCCUCCAUUCGCCCAUAUGGAUGCGUAUGAAGCAGCUCGUCAAGUCGCCAGGGUUGACAAACGCCCACCUUUCACUAAACAAUACCCCGCAGGAAUGAAAGAAUUGAUAGAGGAAUGCUGGCGAGGAGAUCCUUAUAGGCGGCCCCUCUUUGUGGAUAUCAUACCUAGACUGGAGAAUAUAAACCAGGAAUUGCAAGCAGCAUGCCCCACGGAACGUUCUCAUCUUUGGCGGUUCUCUCACAAUCAUCAUGGUUCAGCCUUUCGAAGAACAAAUUCCUGAGAUGGUGGGAGCGGGAGGCUGUAUUGAACCAGUCUUGUAACUUUCGGCAAGAUGGCCUGAUCUCUCGCACUGCGGAGAACGUCGUCCUGGUCUCGAUUUCCAGAUGAGCUUUGGGUGAUUAUGGGAAGUUACCUCGAGAUCAAUGUCAGACGCCACAAAUCUCAAAUCGCAAAUCUGGAGAACUUGAAUUGUGUUUACAGGAUGUAGAAGUUUAAGAGCAGUUUUUAGAAUUUAGUGUACAUCACCCUGCCCGAAUUAUGUUCCACUGGCCCAGGGCUGUAUGCAGUUACUAUCCCUUGGUAUAGGAGAGAAGCCACAGUUGCUUUGAUUUGGUCACCUGGAUCAACCCUGAUCAUCAUUUAGUCCUGGAGAUGUUGGACUGGUUGCAGAUCCCUCAUCAGAAGGCGGAACGGGUAGUUUGGAUUUGGAAUUUUUAGGAUUCUUCUUAGGAGAAGAGUCUGGAGUUAUGAAGAAUCAGAGGAGAGGUCACCAUUUCGUGUACAGAGUUUCAUAGGACUGGCAUGCAAAAUUACUAGAGUGAAACUAGAGAUUCAAAGAUGGUAACUGUGGACAAUACAGAGAUUACUAUGCAAAUGAAAUGUCACUCCGCAAGAGAUUGCAAUCCAAGGUGAGUGACUUGCAAAUCACCCUUGACCUUGAGUACCAAUAAUAUGGUAUACUGUACCC